GAUCUGGGGCUGCGACCCAGGAAGUGUUUGUUUCUGGUGCCGCACGUGGGUGCCAGCCCGACCGGCGGCCCCUUUCCCGUCUCGGGCAGGGUCCCUGCUCCUGGCGCUGCCCGCCCGCCCCCGCCAUGGGCAAAGCUCGCAAGAGGCACAACUGGAAGGCGCGGCUGCCGGGGAGCCCCGGGGGGCUGCAGCCGCCCGCCCCAGAGCCUGUGCAGCUGGAGCUGGGAGAUGAGGCAAAGCUGAAAGGAGUGGAUGAAAGUAAUGCCCUGGUCCUGCCAGCUAAAAAGACAAAGACGAAAAAAGUAGCUUGUGACACGCAACGAGAGAAGAAGCCCCUGAGCAAAAAACAGAGGAAAAUCUUGCAGAAAGUUUUAGAGCAGAAAGAGAAGAAAAAUCAGCGAGCUGAAUUGCUAAGUAAGUUAAAUGAGGUCCAGGCUUCUGAGGCUGAAAUGAAACUUCUGUACACCACUUCCAAGUUGGGUAUUGGAGAACGCAUGUACCAGACCAAACGGACAGUACAAGAAGCAGGCACCACGUGUCCGGAGAAGAUUAGUAGCAUCAGUGGUGCAAAUAAAAAAAGGCGCAGACUAGAUAUGGAACUGGAGGCUGAAAAGAAGACUGAAUCCUCUGAUAAUUCUGAUGAGGAUGAAGAGGAAGAGCAUAAAGAAGCAAUUGAAAAGACAGCCACUGACAACUUUAACUUUGGAAAGGUGGAAGAAUGCAUUAAGAAGCCAUUGAAUAGCGAUCAGGCUCUUCCUAGCACGCCAGCUCUUCAAAAAGCUUUUCAUAAGCCAUCUUCCAAGCCUGCAGUUUUCAUCCCAGUGGACAGGUCACCUGAGAUACAGGAAGCGAGACUAAAGCUUCCUAUCCUCGCUGAAGAACAAGUUAUCAUGGAAGCUAUUAACGAGAAUCCUGUUGUCAUCAUAUGCGGAGAAACUGGGAGUGGUAAAACCACUCAAGUGCCUCAGUUUCUGUAUGAAGCAGGCUAUGCCAGUUCCGAUGGCAUCAUUGGAAUCACAGAGCCUCGGCGUGUAGCCGCAGUGUCUAUGUCUCAUCGGGUUGCUAAGGAAAUGAAUCUUUCACACAGGGUAGUUUCAUAUCAAAUACGUUAUGAAGGAAACGUUACAGAUGAAACCAAAAUUAAGUUCAUGACGGAUGGUGUGCUAUUGAAAGAAAUUCAGAAGGACUUCUUGCUUUUGAAGUACAAAGUGAUCAUUAUUGAUGAAGCCCAUGAAAGAAGUGUGUACACAGAUAUCCUGAUUGGCCUCCUAUCUCGCAUCGUGCCCCUUCGUGGAAAGAAAGGGCAGCCUAUGAAGCUAAUCAUUAUGUCUGCCACCCUUCGUGUUGAAGACUUCACUGAUAACCAGAAACUCUUUCCUGCUGUUCCUCCAGCUAUACAGGUAGAUGCAAGGCAAUUCCCUGUGACUGUUCAUUUUAAUAAGAGGACUCCAGUAGAUGACUACAAUGGGGAAUGCUUUAGAAAAGUCUGUAAAAUCCACCGAAUGUUACCUGCAGGAGGGAUUUUGGUGUUCUUAACAGGCCAAGCAGAAGUAAACUCGCUCUGUAGAAGACUAAGAAAAGCCUUUCCAUUCCAUAAAAAUAAAACUGAAGGAGAUGAAGAGAAGGAAGAAUCAGUCGAAGAAACCAGGAAAUUUAAGAAAUCCAAACAGAAGAAAACUAUGCCAUUACCCAAAAUCGAUCUGAACAGUUACUCCGUUUUGCCAGUGGACGAAGGUGAUGAGGACAGAGAAGCUGAAAUGGAUGAUGAUGAGGAUGCUGUGGGCUCUGACAUUGACCUAGAUUUGGGGGAUGAUGGACUAGAAGAAGGUGAGAAGUCCAAUUCUUCCCUUCCACUCUACGUGCUCCCACUCUACUCUUUACUAGCACCAGAAAAGCAAGCCAAGGUGUUCCGACCUCCUCCUCUUGGAACAAGACUGUGUGUUGUCGCAACCAACGUGGCUGAGACAUCUCUCACUAUCCCCAGCAUUAAAUACGUGGUUGACUGCGGGAAAGUCAAGAAACGCUUCUAUGACAAAGUUACUGGGGUUUCGUCUUUCAGAGUCACCUGGACGUCUCAAGCAUCUGCAAACCAGCGGGCAGGACGAGCUGGCCGCACGGAGCCAGGGCACUGUUACAGGCUCUAUUCAUCUGCAGUUUUCAGUGACUUUGAGAAAUUUUCUCCUCCGGAAAUUACAAGGCGACCUGUGGAAGACUUGAUUCUACAGAUGAAAGCGUUAAACAUUGAAAAGGUGAUCAACUUCCCUUUUCCAACCCCGCCUCCAACAGAGGCACUUGCAGCUGCUGAAGAGCUACUGAUAGCGCUUGGAGCCCUGCAGGAGCCACCCAAGACAGGAAGGCUGAAAGAUCUGCAGAUAGCAAAGCUGAGCUGUCCAAUUAGUCCCUUGGGCAUGACCAUGGCGUCCUUUCCUGUGGCCCCACGCUACGCUAAGAUGCUUGCUUUAAGUAAACAGCACGACUGCCUGCCGUAUGCCAUUACCAUAGUGUCGGCAAUGACCGUUCGAGAGCUCUUUGAGGAGUUUGAGAGACCAGCUGUAAGUGAAGAAGAGACGGAGAAGCUCAAGGGGAAGAAAGCAAGAGUUAUACAGAUGCGAAGGAUCUGGGCUGGACAAGGGCCUUUUCAAAAACUAGGAGACCUCAUGGUGAUGUUAGGAGCUGUGGGGGCCUGUGAGUAUGCAGGGUGUACUCCUAAAUUCUGUGAAGCAAAUGGGCUGCGAUACAAAGCGAUGGUGGAAAUCAGGCGCUUACGGGGGCAGCUGACGACAGCAGUGAAUUCAGUCUGCCCCGAUGCUGGCCUCUUCGUUGAUCCAAAAAUGAAGCCUCCCACAGAGACCCAGGUGACCUAUUUGAGACAGAUAGUGUUGGCGGGGCUAGGGGAUCAUAUUGCCCGAAGGAUCCAGGCGGAGGAACUUCUGGAUGAGAAAUGGAAAAAUGCCUACAAGACUCCUCUGCUGGAUGACCCUGUCUUUAUCCACCCGAAUUCUGUCCUCUUCAAACAACUCCCAGAGUUUGUGGUGUAUCAAGAAAUUGUUGAAACUACUCAAAUGUACAUGAAAGGUGUUUCGGCCGUUGAAUCUGAAUGGAUCCCAGUCCUGCUACCUCCGUACUGUCACUUUGGGAAACCUUUGGAAAAUCCUCCUCCAUUUUAUUGCCCUGAAACAGGCAGAAUAAGAUGCCACAGACCAAGUGUUUUCUAUCGAGUAGGCUGGCAGCUUCCAGCAGUGGAGGUAGAUUACCCAGAGGGUAUCGAUCGCUACAAAUACUUUGCCAAAUUUUUACUGGAAGGAAAGAUUGUUAAACAGCUGGGCUCUUAUAAGCGUUGUUUGCUGUCCAGUCCGCUCACAAUGCUGAAGACAUGGUCCAAGCUUCAGCCCCGGACAGAAAUCUUGCUGAAGGCUCUUGUUUCAGAAAAUGCUGAUAGUCAUGAUGCUUUGCUGGCUGCAUGGAAAAAAAAUCCCAAGUACUUGCUGUCUGCAUAUUGCCAGUGGAUCCCCGAAGUUAUGCACGAUGAUGUAGCCAAACGCUGGCCACCUGUGACAUUGUGAAUUGUCAAGAUUUCCCUUCUACAGAUAAUCCCUAUCUCACAGACCUCUCCAGAACUCCCUUUUUCUAGGAAGACUCGGAAGCAAAAGGAAAGUCCAUAUUUGGUGGGAGAGACUGAUUUACUAAUGGAGGACAGCUUACCAGCCUGUUUUGCUAGGGUGUUUUGUAAUAUUUAUUAUCUCUUGGGUAAUUUUAUCCAUUGUAUUUAAUUGAUUUUUCUUAAAAGCUUCUUUUUAGACUAUAUUAGUCAAUUGGACUACAGCAGAUAUGUAGAGUACUUGACUUGAGCAAGUAAAGGGGUUUGUAUGUGACCGUGGUAUGCUGUAGCUUAAAAAAAAACAAAAAAUCUCUCUAGUGUUCCUGAUCAUCCAGAAUGAACGCCUCAUAUGCACACCUGAAGUUCAAGACACAUGAGUAUAUAGCCCCUUCAUGUUCCAGUAUUCCUUUUGUCAUUUGAAUUCACCAUAGAACCAGGAUAGCCAUAAACCUCCCACCUUCAAGCCACUUUUUCUUUUCCUUUUUUAAAUUCCUUUCCUGUCUCAUCACUUUCUCCAACUGUUUUUUUUUUCUGCAACUUCCCUCUGCAAUCAGCCUGCCUGUGUCUAGCCCCAGUGGGGAAAGAAUUCCAAGACUACUGUCCUGCUAGACAACACACCCAAAAACCCAAUUGGUGCUGGUCAUAUUUCAUUUGGUCGGCAAAUGCUGUAUGAUUAUUUAUAUUGUCAGUUUGUACAGUGGAAAACUCUUUUUGAAAAGUAAGAGGGCAAAGGGGGAAUAGAGUAUGUGAGAGAUGCCUUAGGUUAUUUUACAGAAAUAAUCUUUAAUAUAGAAAGUGAGCCUGACUAAAGCGUCAUAAAAAGGUAUCAUGAUUUCCUUGCAUAGGCAAGUCAGCAUCCCAAACUAAACUGGAGGUGUAUUUAAAUGUGGAAAAAGCUGAUGCAGCUUUGUUUGGGGUCUGACUGUUCAGUGUGUCUCUCUAGAAAUGUGGUGAGCUAUUGUGUAUAAAAUAGGGGGGGUUUAGCCUUACUAGAGACCUGCAGUUAUUGAAAUAGGGCCAUAAAUCGCUAUUUGAAACUGUUUAUACAUUGUAAAAAAAAUGUAAAAAUUGUUUAUAUUUUGGGAGGGGAUUUUGUGAAUUAAAACUGUUGUCUAUUUCUUUUA
Messenger RNA from Chrysemys picta bellii (western painted turtle), 4722 nucleotides. RefSeq names its product DEAH-box helicase 37 (gene DHX37). Lineage: Eukaryota; Metazoa; Chordata; Testudines; Emydidae. Gene Ontology annotation, biological process: maturation of SSU-rRNA from tricistronic rRNA transcript (SSU-rRNA, 5.8S rRNA, LSU-rRNA). Gene Ontology annotation, cellular component: intracellular anatomical structure; nucleolus. Gene Ontology annotation, molecular function: RNA binding; ATP binding; helicase activity. The record is from RefSeq and is a predicted model, not a curated record.